UAAAAUUUUUUCUGUUUUAUCAUUAACUUGAAAACUUAACAAUAAUUUAUAAAUAAAUUAUUAUUAUUAACGUCGACGUACCUAUAUGGUUUAUGCACUGUGUUCAGUUUAUGUUAUCUAAAUGUCAGAUAACGUACAAACAUGCCGCGCGCCGUAAAAUUAUAUCAUUCUACAGCUUAUAUUAAGAAUAAUGUGCGAACACCGCAAAAUACACGUUUGGGUUGGCAGACGGCCUGACGGGUGCCGGCCGGCGCGCCGCACCGAAAUAACAAAACAGAAACUGCUUACUAUUGAACACUUGAACCAGAAAAUAAUAAGGCGUAGGUCAGUAGAGUUGAUUAGUAAAAUUUGUUCUAUCCUAUUAAUACAGACCAGGCAGUUGUAUAAAUACGAGUAGAAAUAGAAAUACUUACAAACGUACAACUAAACUAAGGUAAGAUGUUUGACUUACAUUUGAAACUGUAUAGGUAAUUAUAAUUUGUAAAUUAAACAUUAAUAUAAUCAAUAUUCAAUAGAAAAAUAUGGAAGGGCGGAAACAACCUGGAUCUUUCUGGCAUAAAAGGAAUCAAGAAAAGCAAGAAAGACAAAAUAAAAUUUUGAAAGGUAUACCCAAAAUGACAGCAUUUUUUACACCUGAUGGAAAUCAAGAAGACGACACUACAAAUAUUUCCCAACCCGGUAGUAGUUCUAGUGCUACUAGUGAUAAAUAUAUUCAUAUUCAACCACAUGAACUUAUUUUGGAGACUUCAGAAUUAGUGCCAGAGCCAGAGCACUUAGUAUCACCUGUUUCAAAAGUAUUAGAAUAUGAAGAAGCAACCACCAGUAACUCGGAUCCAAAACAGGAUUUACUUAAUUUUAAAGAUCCGGCACUUUGGCAAGAUUCCCAUAAUUAUGCAGAAAUAAUUCUAGAAAAAUGGGUCGAACAGAAUCUUACAGAUAUGGACUUUUCAAUGUCAAAAAGAAAUUUCGGGGAACAACACAGGUAUGCCGGUAAGCAAAUAUUUUAUAAAAGACUUGUUAAUGGAGAAGUGGUUCGCCGCGAUUGGGCAAUUUACUCCGAGAGCACUGGCAAUAUAUUUUGUCUUUUUUGUGUAUUAUUUGGAAAUAAAAAGAACCAAUUUAAAACAGGAUUUUCAUUAUGGAAUAAAAGUAAGGAAAGAUUAGACGAACAUGAAAGAUCCAAUGAUCAUAUAGAUAAUCUGAAAAUGUAUAUGACUCGCUUAUUAAAGCAAGGAAGAGUUGAUGUAGAACUCGAAAAGGAAAUUAGCACUGCGAAAGAAUAUUGGGUGAAAGUACUAGAAAGAAUCAUAAGUGUAAUAAAGUUUCUGGCUACCAGGGAAUUGGCAUUUAGAGGUACUCAUGAAAUAAUUAGCGAAAAACGGAAUGGAGACUACUUAGGUUUACUGGAACUAUUGUCAGAAUAUGAUCCAUUUUUGAAAGAUCAUAUUAAUAAACGAGCAAAUUUAGGUAAGGGCAAAACGUCAUAUCUAUCAAAAGAUAUAUGUAACGAAUUACUGAAUAUUUUAUCCAAUCGAGUCAUUGAUGAAAUUGUGAGACAAAUUAAGGCAAACAAAUACUAUUCUAUAAGAGUAGAUUCAACACCUGACAUAACACACCAUGACCAACUUACAGUGAUUUUGAAAUAUUGUGACAAUAAAGGGAAUCCCGUGGAAAGAUUCGUGGGAUUUUAUAAAAACACUGGGCAUAGCUCACAACAACUUGAGGAAACAGUUAUUGGGAUGUUAGAGUCUUUGAAAUUAGAUAUUAAGAACUGUAGAGGCCAGUCUUACGACAAUGCCAGUAAUAUGAGUGGAAAGUAUUCUGGUUUGCAAGAACGAAUUAAAGCUUACAAUGAUUUAGCUAUCUUUGUGCCGUGUGCUGCUCACUCUUUAAAUUUGGUUGUCCAAAAUGCAGCAGAUUGUUGUUUGGAAGCAACAUUUUUUUUUAUGUUGGUACAAGCUAUCUACAAUUUUUUUCCGUGUCUACACAUAGGUGGGAGUUAUUGUCUCGUGCAAUAAAGGAUUCGGCUGAGUCGGGGCAGACACUGUUACCUAAGAGAGUGAAUACAACCCGUUGGUCUUCUCGUUUUAAUGCCGUAAAAGCGUUAAAAAGCAAUUACGGUUUGAUUAAAACAUGUUUGAUUGGAAUAUCAACGGAUAUAAAUGAGAAAAACAUAGUAAGAGUUGAAGCAGCUUCUCUAUCGGAAAAACUUUAUUUGUUGGA
Messenger RNA from Diabrotica virgifera virgifera (western corn rootworm), 2223 nucleotides. Its product is annotated as zinc finger MYM-type protein 1-like. The record is from RefSeq and is a predicted model, not a curated record. Lineage: Eukaryota; Metazoa; Arthropoda; Insecta; Coleoptera; Chrysomelidae. The transcript has 2 exons. Bases 522 to 2018 code for a protein of 498 amino acids.